Molecule: messenger RNA, 541 nt
Organism: Paramecium sonneborni
Lineage: Eukaryota; Ciliophora; Oligohymenophorea; Peniculida; Parameciidae
Source: the annotation of a GenBank genome assembly
AUGAAAAGAAUAUAAAUAAGUUAUCGAAGUCUUAUAAUAACAAAGAAUGAGGAGUAUUUCAUUAAAUUUCCAAAAAAUAUAAACUAAAUUACAAUCUCUAGUAUAAAUAUUCUCUAAAAUGGAUAAUAUUAGAAAAAAGAGAAGAUAAUGAAAAAGAAAGAAAUUAAUAAAUUAUUGAAUGCAUUGAAAUUUGAAGCUGAAAGGUAAUAAAAAGACUUUAUAAAUGAAUCAAUUUUAGAUCAUAGUUUUAUAUAACUUAUUUAAGAGAAGAUUGUAGAAUUUCAUGAAGUAAGAAAUAUAUUCAAUGAAGAAUAAAGUAGCAAAAAAGCAUAAUAAAGAUUAAUUGAUCGCUAAAAAUUAAAGGUCUGCUUAAAUGUAGUAAUAAAUUUAAUUUGUACUUCUAUAAGAUGAUAAUAAAAAAAGAGCAUAGACAAUCUAUAAAAAAUUAAUAAACACUUCAGUCUCUAAAUACAAGUCUACAUUAAAUGAUAAAUAAGAAUAAAGAAUAAAUCAAAUUAUGAAUACUAAGUUUUUAUUAUGA